UUUACCAUCAAUCAAACUUUGCACCAAACAAUUAAUGAUAAUGGAAAUGGCACAAACAAAACGAUUCAAUGCAAUGUAAAGUCCUUAUUCAUUCUUUGCGGUCAAUCUAGGGCUUAUUACAAUAAGUGAAAGCGUCAGAAAGUUCCCGCUGCUAUUUUUCUCGGCGUUCAGCCGCUUGUUUGAUCAGAAAUAUCCGAAUGGUGAGAAGUUGGACUUUGAAUCAUUGGACUCCGUACAAGUUAUCUAUUUUAUUUUAAUUAAAUGUACUCGCGGAUCCAUUCAAAAACAAUCAUAGGUGCAAUAAAGACAACACGGUUGCGGUGUGCUCAAAACCAGUGCGAGUGUUAAUUAACCCACCUUCAAGAUUUUUCACUAUUUUCCAAGGUAGCACACCUAUUUUUACCGGGGAAUAAAUAUGUCGCGUUUAAUUUUAAAAAGUGGUGCAUCCUUCGCGCAAACCUUCCAAAAUUGUGGAUUCCUGUCCGUUUUUCCGACCAACUUCGGGGCCCAAAAACUGAAACUGCGUGAGCAGAGGCGAUUUAUGAGUGCUGGAAUCGUCCAGUCGCCUCUGGGACCAAGCAAAAAAAUACCAAACGAAAACCUCGUCGAGUACAUUUACAAAAAUAACGACAAAUGGAUCGAGGAACCCGCCAUGACUUGUGGCGUUUCCGGGCGAAGCUACACCUACGGAAUGCUCCGGAUGCUGAUCAACAGAUGUGCCCAGGCCCUUUUGGGCCACUGCGGCAUGAAACCGCGAGAAGUCGUCGGUUUGCUUCUACCAAACAUUCCCGAAUACGCCGUAGUGUGUCAUGGGGCCAUCGAGGCCGGACUUGUGGUCACUUUUGUCAACCCUUUAUACACUCCUGAUGAAAUCAAACGCCAGUUUGAGAAUGCCGGAGUCAAGAUGAUUGUUACAGUGCCUCAAUUGCUAGAGGUGGCGUUAACAAUAGCCCCACAAUUGCAAGAGUAUCGAACUACGAUUUGUAUCGGAGGAGAGGACGAUCCCUCGAAGAACGUUAACGGGCUUCAGAGCAUGUUAAUGGCGGGGCAUGAAGCCGAACUUCCCGGGAUUAAUCCCAGAGAGAUUGCCAUUUUGCCGUAUUCGAGUGGCACGACGGGAUUGCCGAAGGGAGUAAUGCUCUCGCAUUAUAAUUUAGUGGCGAAUUUGGUGCAAGGGGAACACCCGGCUAUGGAGGACUUGGAAACUAAAGAUGGUAAAAGGCACACCAUGCUAACAGUCCUCCCCUUCUUCCACAUUUACGGCUUCAAUGGAAUUUUGAACUUGUGCCUCAAAAACGGCGCUCACAUCAUCACCAUUCCACGGUUUACUCCCGAAGAUUACCUCAAAACCCUCGUCGAAUACAAACCGAGCUUUAUUUUCGUCGUUCCUUCCCUGCUCUUGUUCCUGGCCUCGCAUCCUGCCGUCACCAAGGAACACUUGAGUUCUAUUGAAGCCGUCCAGUCAGGAGCGGCCCCCUUGACUGAAGGUCUCUUGCAAAAAUUCAGACAGAAGGUGGGAAGAGACGAUAUUCUGAUAAGACAAGGUUACGGCAUGACGGAGAGUUCGCCGGUUACUUUCUGUAUGCCUAAGUUGACGCCACCGUCGAAAAUUGCAACGAUUGGACUUCCUUAUCCCGGGACGGAAGCAAAAGUUAUUAGUUUGUCGAAUGGGGAACCGCAGGGGACACACAAGUCGGGUGAAUUGCUAGUGAGGGGGCCACAGAUUAUGAUGGGGUACUUGAACAACGAACAAGCCACUGCGGAGACUGUCGAUGCGGAAGGGUGGCUCCAUACAGGGGAUGUGGCCUAUUACGACGAAGAUUUCUACUUUUAUAUUGUCGAUAGGUGCAAGGAACUCAUCAAAGUCAAGGGCAAUCAAGUGUCGCCCACCGAGCUUGAAAAUCUGCUCCUGGAGAUGCCCGGAGUGGCCGAUUGUGCUGUUGUGGGUAUUCCGGACGCUUUGGCCGGUGAAGUGCCCCGAGCUUUCGUCGUGCGCCAACCCGGGAGCAGCCUGAGUGAAGACGACAUCCUACUUUACAUAAACCCCAAAGUGGCCCAUUACAAAAAAAUCGCCGGCGGUGUUAAAUUCGUCGAGUCGAUCCCAAGGAACCCCAGCGGCAAAAUCCUGAGAAACGAACUUAAAAUAAACGCUUAAAAUUCAUAAUUGUAAGAGAAAAAUACCUUGUAAGUUUUAUUUUGUACAUAGCUUUAACGUGGCUUAUGAAUAUGAUAUACUCUGUUUAUCUUUUAUAAUACCGAAUUGUUUGUAAAUAUAUUAUUUGUUAUGUA
Molecule: messenger RNA, 2289 nt
Organism: Tribolium castaneum (red flour beetle)
Lineage: Eukaryota; Metazoa; Arthropoda; Insecta; Coleoptera; Tenebrionidae
Exons: 6
Coding region: 416-2155 (579 amino acids)
Biological process (GO): long-chain fatty acid metabolic process; fatty-acyl-CoA biosynthetic process
Molecular function (GO): long-chain fatty acid-CoA ligase activity
Source: RefSeq, a predicted model, not a curated record